Molecule: messenger RNA, 600 nt
Organism: Lathyrus oleraceus (garden pea)
Lineage: Eukaryota; Viridiplantae; Streptophyta; Magnoliopsida; Fabales; Fabaceae
Exons: 1
Coding region: 1-600 (199 amino acids)
Source: RefSeq, a predicted model, not a curated record
AUGCCUAGCUGGGAAGGUGUAGCGACUUACAUUGAGGAUAUGCCACAUGCUACUGCAUUUUCCUCGCUCAGAGGGAACCAGGAGAUAAAAUCGUUCAGAGUGUAUCUUGAUCGAUUGGUUGCCGAGGACAUGCACUUCAAUAACUAUGUCGAUCACCGUGAGACGCGACCAUUUGAUGAUAUAGUUCUGUACUCGAGAUGGUUGGCUUGCAUAUCACGUCUCGCUGCUCCUCAUCUGCCAGAGCGCAUGAUGUGGCAGUUCGGAUACACUCAGACCAUUCCCAAACACCUUGUUGUCUCUGCUCCCCUUGCUUUGACACGUAGACAGAUGGAUGCCAUGUUCGAUGAUUAUGAGAGUCAUCUGGUACCGGAGGAGACACAUAGUACCAUGACUGAGAGCGACCGGAGCUACGUCGACAAGUACAUCAGAUGGUUCUUCAGGGUGUCACAUUCGUAUAUGGUGCAGGCUUCUCUAGGAGAUCCAUUGAGGCCAACUCAUCAGGAGAUACUAGAGGAGAAACAUGCACAAUUAGAUAAUGCUGAGGUUAUCUUGCCUAGACGUCAUUGCAUAAUGGAGAUGCGUAGACAUGCAUUGACAUAG